UUAUGCGCUUUGUUUACUGUUACGUUCCCAUGCUGCCUCAUACAGUCGUGUCUGGAGAGGAUAACUAAAAUUCAGAAGACAACUGAAACAUAAGAUAACAACAAGAACAAGAACCCGUAAGGUCAUAAGGGGAAAGGAGAUGGAGCAAAAUAACAAAGAGUCCAUGGAGAUGACUACAGAGGCGGGGGAGCAAAACACAGUGCCCAGCCAACCCAGCGUAGCCCCCAGUGACAAUGCCUCCUCCAACACAAGUCAAUCUCAGGCCUCUACUAGUGAGAUGUCUGCCACAAACGAUCGCUUAUCGGCGGCCAGUGAACCUCCUAGCCAAGGUGCUUCCUCCCACCCAGCCUCCAGCUCAGACCACCCACCAACGGGCGCCUCCCCAAAGCAGCAGGCUGGGGAUAGCAAAGGAAAAGAGCCGGUGUGCUUGCUGAUUCUGGGGAUGGCUGGCUCUGGCAAGACUUCGUUGCUGCGGCGCCUGGAUUCUCACCUAAAUGUGCGGCGGCGCCACUACUCCAUCAACCUUGAUCCUGCAGUGGACAGUGUCCCUUAUGUUAGUUACAUUGAUAUUCGGGACACUGUUAAUUAUAAGGAGGUGAUGAAGCAGUAUGGUUUGGGUCCUAAUGGAGGCAUAGUGACCUCCCUGAAUCUCUUCUCCACCAUGUUUGACGAGGUGAUGCGGCUGCUGGCUGGCAGAGCAGACAAUCUUGACUAUGUGCUCUUUGACACACCAGGUCAGAUUGAAGUCUUUAAUUGGUCUGCAUCAGGACCCAUUAUUGCUGGAGCAUUGGCAGCCACCUAUCCUACAGUCAUUGUGUAUGUGCUAGACAUUGUACGCUCCACCAAACCCCAGACUUUUAUGUCCAACAUGCUUUAUGCCUGCUCCAUCCUCUACAAGUACAAGUUGCCUUUUAUCAUUGCCAUGAACAAAAUUGAUGUUGUGGAUUGCAAGUAUGCAUUAGAGUGGAUGCAGGACUUUGAAGUGUUUCAGGAGGCACUUGCAGCUGAAUCAUCUUAUGCCUCCAACUUGACACGGUCACUCUCCUUGGCACUAGAGGAGUUCUACAGCUGCAUUAAGGCUUGUGGUGUCUCAGCAUACACAGGGGAGGGCAUAGACGACUUCAUGAAACUGGUGGAUGAAGCAGCCAAGGACUAUGAUGAGUACCGGGCUGAGUAUGAAGCUCUACAGGGCAAGAAGAAAAAGGAGGAGGAACAGCGACAAAAGGCUAACUUGGGAAAAAUUAGUAAGGACUUGGAGAAGGAAGGUCUGUGCUCUGUAAGGAAGGCCAUCAGGGAAGACACAGAAAUCUACUUACGUCAAGGCUCUGACAGUGAGGAGGAACAUGAUGAAAUGUUAGAUGAAGAUGAUGCUGAAGAAAAGAAGGAACUGGAAUCUUUCAAAGAUUUCUUGACCAACCAGAAGAUUAAGAGAGAACAACAGAGACAUGCUACUCUUCCAUCUUGAGACAUGAAGGCCACCAUUCUCUCUCUCUCUCUCUCUCUCUCUCUCUCUCUCUCUCUCUCUCUCUCUCUCUCUCUCUCUCUCUCUCUCUCUCUCUCUCUCUCUCUCUCUCUCUCUCUCUCUCUCUCUCUCUCUCUCUCUCUCUCUCUCUCUCUCUUCAAUUAAGGAGCAAUAGUUCAGUGUGUUGCAUUCUUCCUGUUUCACCAGUUUACUGAGCUCCAUCUCUGCAUCCAGGGAAAAUGAGCAUUACAGGAGUGAUUGCUGCAUCAUUGCUGCUGUUACAAAUACCUGACAAGUUUUUUCAUGUAAAAUGUAUUGUAUUCUGUUAUGUGAUAAUUUGAAUAAAAGCAGAAAGUUAAUUUAUUCUUCUUAGCAUUGUGGUAGAGUUGAUUUAAGCACACAAUUCACAAAAUAUAUAGCAUAAAAUAAUUAGAAGACAUAAUCUGCAACACUAUACAUUUGGAAUUUCUUUUUAUGUGCAACACAGACAUAUUUAGCAUUUUUUAUUAAUAUAGUGCACCACUGGUGCUCUCAGUGAAACUCAGAGAAUUUUGGUAUUUUGCCUUUAUAUUAAUGCAUUGAGUAUUUUCUUUUAUUUUGUAUAUAACUGUAUCUUAUGCUUUUCUUAAAGACUGAUCUAUAAAGUACUGUAUAUAUUUUUGUUAUCUACAUAAGCUGACCUUUCUCACAAGAGGGCUUGGAAUAAAAAUAUGCACAAAG
Molecule: messenger RNA, 2182 nt
Organism: Scylla paramamosain (green mud crab)
Lineage: Eukaryota; Metazoa; Arthropoda; Malacostraca; Decapoda; Portunidae
Product: GPN-loop GTPase 1-like
Exons: 4
Coding region: 140-1465 (441 amino acids)
Molecular function (GO): GTPase activity
Source: RefSeq, a predicted model, not a curated record